AUGUCAAGCAAUGUCACAAAAAUCGUUGAAGAAAACAAGAAAAGCAGACACUACAGUCUUUCUCUCAGCGACAAGAGCAUCACCCAACUGACGCAGAUUUCUUCCGACUUCAGCCAACUGCAGCACCUCUCCGAGCUCAUUCUCGCGCACAACGGCCUCAAACAGCUCGCUGCUUCGAUCACAAACUUAAAGAAUCUCAAACUGCUCAACUGCUUCAACAAUGAGCUCGUCGAGCUUCCCGGAAACUUCUCGGAGCUGCAAGAGCUGAGUAAUCUCAAUUUGGGAAUGAACAAGCUUCAGCGCCUGCCGAACAGCUUCCACAAACUCGCCAAGCUCGAAAUACUCGACUUGACAGCUUCAUUUACAGGGCAAUUUGCUGAGUCUACUUCCGCCGCAGCUUCCAGUGCUCGUCGGGAAGAAGCUCAAAAUUCUGAGAGUGGAGAGGAACUAGUUC
Oikopleura dioica is the source of this 454-nucleotide messenger RNA. NCBI's taxonomy places the organism in Eukaryota, Metazoa, Chordata, Appendicularia, Copelata, Oikopleuridae. The record is from the annotation of a GenBank genome assembly.